AUUUUACAGGGGUUAACUGAUGGACUGGAGUGGUGUGGAUUAUUGUGAUGCUUUAUCAACUGUUUGGACCACUGAUCUAUAUUAUAUUAUAGAUCAUUGGUUUGGACUCUACUUCUGCAGAAGAUCAACUUAUGAGCAAGUGAAGUAAUGCUACAUUUCUCCAAAUCUGUUCCGAUGAAGAAACAAACUCAUCUAAAACUUGGAUGGCUUGAGUUUGAGUAAAUAUUCAGCAAAUACAUUUUUUGGGGGGUGAACUAUCCUUUUAAUCAAAAUGUUGAUUAAACCUUGCUGGAAAUGUGCAUUAUAGCAGCCAAUGGUUUAUAGAUCUUAAUCACCUUGAAAAUAGCCAUAAAAAAUGUCAAGUCAAGUUAGUUUAUUUUCCCAAAUUUGCAUGAUUAAAAUGACAAAGUUUGUGAAUAUUUUAGAUAAAGAAUGUGAUUGGAAAUGUUUCAAAUAUAUACGAUCUGAAGCAACAACAACAAAAAAAAGCUAUUGGCCUAUUUGUAUCCAGAGAUAGGUGGAAGUUGUAACCACAACAUACUAGGUUGUCAUACUUAGUUGUUGUCUGCUAUUAUUUUGAAAGAGCAACCACUUUGUUGGCUAAUCUAAGACGUUCUGCCAGAUUAAAUAUAGAUCUCACUGGAAGCUCUUAGUCAAUAGUUUGAUUCUGCAUUUUUCUUACUAAUUUUAGAAAUGUUUGAUGUCAACAAAAAAGGGUUUUUUCCAGUAUCUUUUGAUGAUUUAGAGCUGCAGGUUCUUGUAAAGUGUCACCGAGAUGGAGCGAGCAAUAGUGAUUGUCAUCACGCUUGUAUGUGUUUUGUUCUGUGAACAGCAGAGAGUCUUUGGGGCAGAAGUGGGCAUGAGAGUUAAAGCAGGAGACAGCAUUACUCUCUACUGUGACUGUGUCAUGCCAUUAGGAUCACACAUUUUUUGGUUGAGAAACUGCUCGCAUGAACAUCAACCAUCUCUGUUAAUAGAGGCUGAUAACCUGUUCCAGGGGACAUUUCCACGUUUUAAUUUCGUGCUGAACAGCUCCAGUAACUCCUAUGAUCUACACAUUACAAACUUCAGUGUCUCUGACGAGGGACUGUAUUAUUGUGCAAUAAAAGAAAGAAAAGUAUACGAUGUACACAACAUCGUAGGCUCUGAGUACCAGUAUGGAAACAGAACGACUCGGUUAUCUCUCUUGGAACCAGCGUCUCCUCACGCUGAGAGGUUCAACAGCACCUCCACACCUGUAUCAGAGCCCUGCUGGAACCCGCUGUUCAGUGUGUGUCCAGUGUGUGUUCUCCUCUUCUCCGUCUGUGUUCUCUGCCUCUGUCGGAGGAAAACUACAGUUGCUGCAGCAACACAGACUGAGAACAGAUAUUACAAGGGUGAAGAUGAAGUGAGCUACGCCUCACUGAACACACUUUCCAUGACUGCAGUGAAAACACAGACACUGCAGAAUUCAGAUUUCUGUACUUACACUGAGGUCAGAACCAAAAGAACACAAAGAAAGGAUUCUGGAACCCACUAUAGGGCUUGAACUAUUUCACCCCUGGUAAACGAAAUCCUGGCUCCUUGCUUCACAAUUCACACUGUUCAUUAUAAUUAAACCAGGGAUUAUAAAUCAUGGGUAUUCAGAAACGGAUGUGCAUUCCGAAACCAUGGGUUAAUGUUCUCAUUUGCAUAUUUGCGGUGUCAGUGUCAUUGUUUGGACGAAUGCAGCACCUGACCUGUUUAAAUAAUGACUCUAGCUUUGCGCAGCCUCAUACUUUAUAUUUCAGACUUGCUUUCAAGCAUUGUAAGAAUAAAACAGGCUCUUCUUUAUUUCAAUACAAAUAUAUGCAAUACAAAAGCCUUUAUUGACUGUAUGUGUUACUUCACUUAAAUAUUUACCAGUCGCCACUGUGUAAAUAUUACCAUUGUGAAUGCAUUUUAUGUAGAUUUAGUCAAAUCCAAUGUUCCCAACAUUUAAAAAAAUAUAUAUAUUUCUUAAGAAAAAAAAAAAAAAUUCUGCUGGGAGGACAUUUGAGGCCACCUGAGAAUAAUCAAAUUUAUUUAUUAAUUAUAUUAUAUUUUAUUCUUUAGAAGCAGAAAAAAGAAAAGAAAAAAAAUCUAAAUAAAGAAAACAAGAUAACAAAAUACACAUAUUUAAAACCAAACACACACACACACACAGAGAAAACCCGGAUUGUCUCUAUUAACAAAUAUAUACAACAUAGGCCUCAGAAUUGUUUUAUAAUAGCAAAAACAUUCUUUAUACCAGACCUGUACACACACACACAAGCAAACUUUUAACGUCAGUGUGCUAUUUAUAUUUUAUUUGACCCUUGAUGUAACUAAAUGAUGAACAUUUUUGGGU
Molecule: messenger RNA, 2347 nt
Organism: Carassius gibelio (silver crucian carp)
Lineage: Eukaryota; Metazoa; Chordata; Actinopteri; Cypriniformes; Cyprinidae
Exons: 6
Coding region: 776-1528 (250 amino acids)
Biological process (GO): response to bacterium
Source: RefSeq, a predicted model, not a curated record